GGCGGGGCGGCGGGGAAUGAAUGGACGCUGAGCUGGGGGCGCGCCGGCUCUCGGGACCGGCCUGAGGCGGGGGGGCGGCCGCGGCAUGGAGGACGACGCGCCCGUGAUCUACGGGCUGGAGUUCCAGGCUCGUGCCCUCAGCCCGCAGACGGCAGAGACGGACGCCAUCCGGUUCCUGGUCGGGACGCAGUCUCUUAAAUAUGAUAAUCAGAUCCACAUCAUAGACUUUGACGACGAAAACAACAUCAUCAACAAAAAUGUCCUCCUCCACCAAGUGGGUGAAAUCUGGCACAUCAGCGCGAGUCCCGCGGACAAAGGCGUGCUGGCCACCUGCUACAACAAGACUGCAGACGGCCGCGUCCUGCGGUGCGCCGCGGUGUGGAGGAUGCCCGAGGAGUCGGAGCCCGGCGGCCACGAGUCCCCCGACGAUUCUGCGAGCACCGCGCACGCCCUGGAGCUGCUCUGCGACCUCGACCACUCGGCGCAGGGGAGCACGGCCUGUGUCCUGUGGGAGCCCGCGGGCGACGGGAGGAGAGUGGUGUCGCUGGCGAACAGCCACAUCCUGCUGUGGGACCUGCAGCAGAGCUCCCGCCAGGCCGUGCUGGCCAGCUCGGCCGCCCUGGAGGGGAAGGCGCAGCUGAAGUUCACCUCGGGGCGCUGGAGCCCGCACCACGGCGGCACGCAGGUGGCCACCGCGAGCGGCACGGCUGUCCGAGGCUGGGACAUGCGGAGCAUGAGCCCGGCCUACUGCAUCGAGAACGCCCACGGGCAGCUGGUGCGGGACCUGGACUUCAACCCCAACAAGCAGUACUGCCUCGCGAGCUGCGGGGACGACUGCAAGGUGAAGUUCUGGGACACCCGCAACGUCGCCGAGCCCGUGCGGGCCCUGGAGGAGCACUCCCACUGGGUGUGGAGCGUGCGCUACAACCACUCACAUGACCAGCUCGUCCUCACGGGCAGCAGUGACAGCCGGGUCAUCCUCUCCAACAUGGCGUCCAUCUCGUCCGAGCCCUUUGGCCACCUGGUGGACGACGACGACCUGAGUGACCAGGAGGAGCGCCGUCCGGAGGACAGGAGCCAGGAGCCCCCGCAGGAUGGCGUCAUCGCCACGUACGAGGAGCACGAGGACAGCGUGUACGCCGUGGACUGGUCCGCCGCCGACCCCUGGCUCUUCGCUUCCCUGAGCUACGACGGGCGACUGGUGAUCAACCGGGUGCCCCGGGCUCUGAAGUACCACAUCCUGCUCUGACCCGCCCGGGGCCGCGUCGCGUGCCACACGGGUGUGCUCUCUGCACCGAGGGCGCGGGCGUGGGCCGUGGCCAAGGACCCGCACGCCCCGCUGAGCAGGGGCCCCGGGGCCUCCGGACGCUGCCCGUGAACCUGAGUGCCCGGGCUCUGCUCACUGUCCGUCUUCUCUGUUAAGGACGCCGGGGUCUGUUUCACUGAAAAGAAACCUGUUUCUGUAACAGUAACUCCUCUUUCUCUUAGACCAGCGAUGAAAUAAAUGAGUGAGGCCCUCGGGCCGCACAGCU
Messenger RNA from Pteronotus mesoamericanus, 1532 nucleotides. It is a transcript of the gene EIPR1, whose product is annotated as EARP complex and GARP complex interacting protein 1. The coding region runs from base 86 to 1249 and encodes 387 amino acids. The transcript is spliced from 9 exons. Lineage: Eukaryota; Metazoa; Chordata; Mammalia; Chiroptera; Mormoopidae. Gene Ontology annotation, molecular function: protein binding. Gene Ontology annotation, biological process: protein ubiquitination. The record is from RefSeq and is a predicted model, not a curated record.